AAGCAACCAUGUGUUCCACGAUGUCUCCGCAGACUGUGUAAGCGUGAGGUUAGUGGGCAGGAUCGCGAUCAUUUGGACAGACAGAGAAAAGGAGAAAGUGCGCCGAGCUCAGCCGCGGAGGAAAGAGACAUUCAAACCAGGACAGAGCGUUCAGGAUCAUCUCUCCCAGACCCAGAGCCACUGAGAGGUUGUCGUAAACACGCUGUGGAACUUUAAGUCGCCAACUUUUGGUGGUGUCUCAACCUACAACUUCUGACCCUUGGAUGUUUAAAGCUGGCCAAGGUGUAAGGCAGAGUUGAAGGAAUGUAUCCAAGUCGGACCGCGGCGAGCUGGACGGUCGUACUCUUCCUCGGCUUCCUGGAUUUAGUCGCGUCCGGAUCUGACUUUGCCCAAGACCCCAGUGUGGUCGCAGCCCCCUCCUGGAACACGUCUAGUGAUGGGCCAUUUUUCAUUCGCCUCGAGAGUCCCAUGAACAACAUCACCACCUCUCUGGGCCAGACAGCUGAACUGUUCUGUCGGGUGUCUGGCAAUCCACCGCCGACAGUGCGCUGGCUCAAGAAUGACGCGCCUGUGGUACAGGAGCCACGCCGGGUCUCGUACCGGUCGACACCAUAUGGGUCACGUCUUCGCAUCCGUAAUCUGGACACUACAGACACUGGCUACUUCCAAUGUGUCGCAACCAACGCUCAGGGCACAGUUUCUACCACCGGUGUGCUCUUUGUCAAAUUCGAUCCGCUGCCUACGCCUCUACAAGGAAGACCAACGGAGGAUUUUGAUGAGGAGGGGUUUUGCCAGCCAUACAGAGGCAUCGCCUGUGCCCGUUUCAUCGGAAACCGCAGCAUUUUUGUCGACUCUUUGCAGAUGCAGGGUGAGAUAGAGACUCAGAUAACAGCGGCAUUCACCAUGAUCGGAACCUCCAACCAUCUUUCCGAUCGCUGCUCUCAGUUUGCCAUCCCCUCCCUCUGCCACUUUGCCUUCCCAACAUGCGACCGCAGCUCAGGAGCAGACAAACCUCGGGACCUUUGCAAGGAUGAGUGUGAGAUCCUGGAGAAUGACUUAUGCAAAACAGAGUACAUCAUCGCCCGCUCGAACCCGAUUAUACUGAAGAGACUCAAGUUGCCUAACUGUGAGGAUCUGGCCGCCACGGACAGUCUUGAGGCAGCCAACUGUCUGCGUAUAGGCAUCCCCAUGGCGGAGCCUAUUAACAAAAAUCACAAAUGUUACAAUAGCAGUGGCUCAGAGUACCGCGGCACCAUUAGUAUGACUAAGUCAGGCCGUCAGUGUCAACCGUGGAACUCCCAGUAUCCUCAUAGCCACAACUUCAUGGCUGUCCGCUACCCAGAGCUCAAUGGGGGUCAUUCAUACUGCCGCAACCCAGGAAACAAGCACGAGGCCCCAUGGUGCUUCACAUUGGAUGAGGGGGUCCGCAUGGAACUCUGUGACAUACCCAUAUGUGACCAUAAGGAGAAGUCAAGUGGUGGCAACAUGGAGAUCUUGUAUAUUCUGGUUCCGAGUGUGGCCAUCCCGUUGGCCAUUGCCUUGCUCUUCUUCUUCAUUUGCGUGUGCCGCAACAAUCAGAAGUCUGCCAGGCCACCCGCGCCUCGCCAGCCCAAACCAGUCCGAGGGCAAAACGUUGAGAUGUCCAUGCUCACAACAGCGUACAAACCAAAGAGUAAGGCCAAAGAGCUUCCCCUGUCGGCAGUGCGUUUCAUGGAAGAGCUUGGCGAGUGCUCACUGGGGAAGAUAUACAAAGGUCACCUGUACCUGCCGGGCAUGGACCAAGCACAGCUGGUUGCCAUCAAGACCUUGAAGGAUGCCUCCAGUGUCCAACAGUGGAGUGAGUUCCAGAAGGAGGUGGCUGUGCUUACGGAGCUUCAGCAUCCAAACGUGGUGUGCCUCCUGGGUGUGGUCACCCAGGAGCAGCCUGUUUGUUUGCUGUUUGAGUUUCUCCCUCAAGGUGACCUUCACGAGUUCCUCAUCAUGCGUUCGCCGCAUUCUGAUGUGGGCUGCAGCAGUGACGAGGACGGAACCGUUAAAUCCAGCCUGGAUCAUGGCGACUUCCUGCAUAUGGCAAUACAGGUUUCUGCUGGAAUGGAGUACUUAGCCAGUCACUUCUACAUUCAUAAAGACCUUGCAGCGCGGAACAUUCUGGUUGGUGAGCAACUCCAUGUGAAGAUAUCUGACUUGGGACUCUCCCGAGAGAUCUACUCGUCAGACUAUUACUGCAUCCAACCCAAAACCCUUUUUCCGAUUCGCUGGAUGCCUCCCGAGGCCAUCGCCUACGGAAAGUUUACCACAGACUCGGACAUCUGGUCGUUCGGAGUAGUGCUGUGGGAGGUCUUCAGCUACGGUCUGCAGCCUUAUUAUGGUUUUUCGAACCAGGAAGUCAUGGAGAUGGUGAGGAAAAGGCAGCUGCUGCCCUGUCCUGAAGACUGUCCGCCAAGGUUCUACGGUUUAAUGACCGAGUGCUGGCAGGAGGGCCCAGCACGUCGACCUCGCUUCAAGGACAUCCACGGCCGCCUACGAACCUGGGAGGGGCUGUCGUCUCACGCCAGCUCAAGCACUCCCUCUGGUGGCGGAGGCAACGCCACCACCCAGACCACCUCGCUGAGCGCCAGCCCAGUCAGCAACCUGAGCAACCCUCGUUACGCCACUGCCGCUGCUGCGGGUUAUCUCUACCCCGCACAGGGUAUACCUUCACCGGGCCAGAUGGCUCCUAUUCCAACAUGGGCCCCCAUGGCUGUGCCUCAAACACACCCGCGCUUCAUCCCUGUCAAUGGUUACCCAAUUCCACCAGGGUAUGCGGCGUUUCCCGCUCACUUCGCUCCCCCAGCUCCACCUGCACGGGUAAUCCAGCAUCACCUGCCACCUCCUAAAAGCCGCUCACCCAGCAGCGCCAGCGGCUCCACCAGCACGGGUCACGUCAGCGGUGUUCCCUCCACCACGGGCUCAAACCAUGAUGCCAACACGCCGCUGCUGUCACACUGCAUCAUGCCAGGGAACGGUGGAGGCCCGGUGCAAGUAUACGGACAGCUGACACAGAAGUCAGUGGGACAACUGGACCAUACGCAAACAUCAGCGCUGCUCACGCCUGACUCUGACAUGCUGAUGUAUAAUGACGCUGUCAUCACAGCAGACCUGUAGGUAAAAGUAGGGAUAUUCACCGUUCCCCACUUGGGACCGGUUUGAAAGAUAUGGACAAAAAAUUAUCCAUGUGAAGACUGGCCUAUGGGAACGUUUGGGUUGGUGUGCAUUCACUCAUUCACUCAAGGAUCACAGCGAAACUGGAACUCAACACCAGCUGAUUUAGCGAAAGGCGUGGUACUCCCUGGACAAUCGCAGUACAAGUAAAUAUGUGUACUUAUAUCAUACGGUUUCAGUUGUUGUUAUUCUUGCAUUUGUGUAAAUACAGUUUUUAAGGCCUGAAUGAAUGAUUACAUGAAAUGCAAAGUUAUAUUUUCAAAAAAACCUUUAAUAAUGGUGUAAUAGAAGAAAGUCCAUCCAAGUGUGUUUAAAGACUGAAGACUGUAGCAUUAGUGUGACUUUCUUUGCGAUGUAUGUUUGAAAAUUCAUAAAUUUGGUUUCCCAAACUUUGGCCUAAGAAGCAAUAACUGGAAGUGUGCACUGACACCUUCAUGCUCACAUCAACAACAUGCUACAGGUGGGAUUCAGGGUUACCUUUAACAUUGGUUUGUUGCAUUAAGCAAGCAGCUAACAGCAUAUUUAUUAAUCCCCUUUCCCAUUUUAUCACAAAAUCCCUAUGAGAAUGACACCUGAAUGUUUCUACAGUAACAAUUAUGCAGUAGAUAGAUACUGUCAACCUUUUUCUAUGCUACUUUGUCACUUUUUGCCUUGGUACCUGCAAGUAUGGACUCAAAUCAAAUCUGCUAAGGAACCUCCCCAAAAGAUGUCAAUGGCAUCAUCCAUCCAAGACACUGGUCUAUGGUUGCAUCAUUUGUCCUACAUAGCCUUAAACGAUUUUCCCAUCUGUUGUCCCUCAUCAUUACAAAGGAACAUUUGUUUGUUGUAUGUAUAGAUUGGAUAUUAUUUGUAUUGGAGUUUUUUUUCAUGUUUCAAUUUUGAAGGAUACUUUCCUUUUUUUGUUUUCUACUGCCACAUUAAAGAUGUGGGAUGUUGUGCUACCUUUUUGUUAUGAAAUAUGUUGGGGUUUAUGCAUGGAUGAUUAUGGAAUCAACAGAAGAAUGAUAUUACCGGUAUAUUUAAUUAGAAGAAGAAAAAUCAUUUAACCUUAAAAAGGAUUCGUGUUUGUGCUCAGACUUAUAGAAAGACAUUACAUGUGGUCUUAUUUGGACAGCAAUUCGAAUAAUCGCGUUACUUAAAUGCUCUGGUAGGCGUGAGAUGUGUGGUCCUGUCAUCUUUCCCAUGGGUCAGUUGGAAGCACAUGAAUCGCAGAAGCAGAUUCAAAACAUGUGUACUGAACGUUGGUAAAGGUUGACUACCUGUGAAGUAGACAAUCAUUGAAUUGUGUUCCUGUUGUUUUCCUCUCUGAAAUGUUGAAACCAUUUGAGUCUUUUUUUGGUUGGUUUUAUAAUGGCACAAUCAAAGUUAGAAAGUCCGAGAAUUUUUUUUUUUAUACUUUGUAGUGACUAUGCUUCCAUUCGACUCAUUGGCUGCCAGUGGCGGCGAUAGACAAUGUCAGUCACAGCCAAUAAAUUAACAUGAAUCUCUUUUCCCAUGAAGAUUUUGCUGUCCUCAUAUUCUGGUCUAAAUAAUAUAACAGUGUUUUUUUGUUGUUGUUUUAGAUUUUUGACUGUCACGUGUAAAGGAUUCAGACUUUUAAAUGCAGCAAUGCAAAUAUUUACAUAAAUUGUACACAAGACUGUGAAAUUUUAUUCAAAACAAAGUUCUUUUUAUUCGGUGAAACUAUUGUUUUGUAACUUUUUUUAAACGAACGAACCAUAAAAUCAUUGAGUGCCAGUUUGAGGAAGUUUACAUGUUUUUCUUUAUACCAUGAACAAGAGGCCUAUUGUUUAUAUGAAUAUUUUUGCACAGGCGUUUUGUAUUGCAGUCUUUUAUUAAAUGAU
This is a messenger RNA of Corythoichthys intestinalis (scribbled pipefish), 5045 nucleotides long. It is a transcript of the gene ror1, whose product is annotated as receptor tyrosine kinase-like orphan receptor 1. The transcript has 12 exons. Lineage: Eukaryota; Metazoa; Chordata; Actinopteri; Syngnathiformes; Syngnathidae. The coding region runs from base 304 to 3144 and encodes 946 amino acids. The record is from RefSeq and is a predicted model, not a curated record. Gene Ontology annotation, biological process: positive regulation of kinase activity; protein phosphorylation; multicellular organism development. Gene Ontology annotation, molecular function: protein kinase activity; ATP binding; Wnt-protein binding. Gene Ontology annotation, cellular component: signaling receptor complex; plasma membrane.